AUGUGUUGUUUCCUUGGUUAUGGCACUGAACACAAGGGCUAUCGUUGUUGGGAUCCUCUCUCUAAGCGUAUUCGUAUAUCUCGUCAUGUUGUCUUCUGGGAGCAUCACAUGUUCUAUCUCGAGUCACCCUCCACAGCCUCCUGUUCUUCCGCCUUCUCCAUCUCCCGAACUUUUGAGAUGAAAGAUCUUGGUUCUCUCAGCUAUUUCCUUGGUCUAGAAGUCAUAUCCACCAAUGAUGGCAUCAAUCUCUCUCAAGCUAAAUAUGCUUCAGAUCUUCUUGCUCGAGCCGGAAUUACAGAUAGUCACAUUGAGUCUACUCCUCUUGAGCCUAAUCUAGUUGGAGGACUCGUCUACUUAACUGUCACCCGACCAGACAUCGCCUAUCCAGUUCAUGUCCUUAGCCAGUUCUUGUCAGCUCCUCGUACUACUCACUAUGCAGCAGUUCUUCGCAUUCUUCGCUACAUCAAGGGCACUCUAUUUCAUGGCCUUUAUUUUUCUGCCCAUUCCUCUUUGUCCCUUCAGGCAUACUCCGAUGCUGAUUGGGCUGGUGAUCCCACUGAUCGUCGUUCUACUACUGGUUACUGUUUGUUUCUUGGCAACGCUCUCAUUUCUUGGCAUGCUAAGAAGCAAACAUUUACUGCUAGAUCGAGCACAGAAACUGAGUACCGUGCCCUCGCUGACACUACUGCUGAAGUUAUCUCGAUUCGUUGGCUUCUCGAAGAUUUAGGUGCUCAUCAGUCGUCCCCUACUGAUGUUUUUUGUGACAACCGCAGUGCUAUUCAGAUUGCCCAUAAUGAUGUCUUUCAUGAACGCACCAAACACAUUGAGAUUGAUUGUCACUUUAUUUGGCAACGUAUCCUUAUUGAUGCUGUUCGUAUCAUUGUUGUUGGAACACUAGAUCAGACUGCUGAUAUCUUCACAAAAGCUCAUCACCCGACUCGUUUCCGGACUUUGUUAUCCAAACUCAAGAUGGUAUCCUUAGCUCCCACUUGA
Molecule: messenger RNA, 993 nt
Organism: Arachis duranensis
Lineage: Eukaryota; Viridiplantae; Streptophyta; Magnoliopsida; Fabales; Fabaceae
Exons: 3
Coding region: 1-993 (330 amino acids)
Source: RefSeq, a predicted model, not a curated record